This is a messenger RNA of Vidua macroura (Pin-tailed whydah), 9096 nucleotides long. RefSeq names its product dystrophin related protein 2 (gene DRP2). The coding region runs from base 4244 to 7060 and encodes 938 amino acids. NCBI's taxonomy places the organism in Eukaryota, Metazoa, Chordata, Aves, Passeriformes, Viduidae. Gene Ontology annotation, cellular component: plasma membrane. The record is from RefSeq and is a predicted model, not a curated record. Gene Ontology annotation, molecular function: protein binding; zinc ion binding. Gene Ontology annotation, biological process: synaptic signaling. The transcript is spliced from 26 exons.
GAAAGUGAAGACAGAUGUUGAGGUUCACGAACGCUGCUAAACAUCUCUGGCCUGAAGCUGCAAAUUUUGCAGACCAUUUUCUGUUAAAAGCAUGUGCUCAAAGACUUGGCUGACCACUGCUGCUCUGAGGACUAAAAUGGACAUAGUCAAGACCCAUCCAUUUCCUGGUACCAUGUAUUUAGAAAGUACCCUGCUGUUUUUUCUAAAUGCUUUCAGCAGGGUAGAAUCUGCUCUGAGAAGGUUUUUGUGCUUAAUGAUGCUGGCAAAAGAGGUACAGUUAUUUAUUUUAUAUCAGUUAUUUAAAGAAAACAAGGAAAAAAGCCCCCCCACGAUGUUACAAUAUCCAGUUAACGAAAUUAUUUUCUUAGGGCCCUAAUUCUAGUUUUGUUCUCCCUUGUUAAAGGGAGGCUCUUUGUGCUCUGCUCCCAGCCUGCUGGCCUGUCUAAUGUACUGGAAUUGAUGGGCAGGUCUGUCUCUUUGUGCAAGACCUGUUCCUCUGGCUUCCCCUUCCCAGGUAGGAACAGCACAACCACUGAGAUCAAUGUUCCUGAAUCAAAACAGAGCUGCAGCUCUUUGGCUGUGAGCAGCUGUGAGAGAACACAGUGCUGUCUGAUGGUUCAGUUAGGAGGAGACUCAGGUGAGGGAGCCCUGUGUCUCAGGAAAACAGGCAUUUGUAGGCUCUUGGGGAGAAAUUGGAUUUCUUCAAGCCAUAAGGGACCUCGUCCUGGCUCACAAGCCUCUCACUAAACUCUUCUUCAGCAGAUGGCUCCACAAGGACUGUGGGUGUACGGCUCUAGGGAAAGUGCUCUUCUUGGUCUCUGCCUGUAUUCUCCUUUUAACAAGGAUAAGUCUGCAUUCUGUUCCUGGCUGAAGUGUCUUUCUCCAAACCACUUUAAUUGGGAUAAAUGGAUAAAUUUGAGCUUUAUUCUGAAAGGGAAAGAAUGUACCAAAGUUUCCAAAGGAUGGUAACAAUAAUUUCUCUUCUGUUCUAGAGAGAAGAACUUUCUUUUUCAGGAGAUGUGAUGUUUCAAAGGAGCACAUUUUGGGAACCAAUUCCCUGUGACAAGGACUAUUUUAGAAGAUAAAGUUAAUUGGGGGAACUUAUGGGAAGAAAAAUGUAGAAGUAAUAGCCUUUAAUUAUAUUGAACCCUGAAGUUUUAUGUUGAAAAUGUGAAUGCCAGAAUUUUAGGUAAUGUUUUUAUUUGGUUGGUAAUGCGAGAAUAAUUAGUGUUAUGGAUAUUCCAGUUUAAUAGUGAUUAAUAAUAAUGGAUUUGUAUAUGGAGAAUGUAAUACAGAAUUUAGGCUGAAAGCAAACACAGCCCUUAUUUCUAGCUGUUAAAACUUUCAAAUGAAAAAUACUGUCUCUGUGAGCGUGUCUCUCUCUCUAUGUCAAUUUCAUGUUCAAGCCUUAUAAAACCUGUCCUGGUUUUUACCUACUGUAUGAUUGUUCACUGUAUUUACCACUGUGCAUAUUGAGAUGUCCCUGUUGGGAGGGUGGACACUGCUUGUUUUCCUAACAAGGUACAUAUGUGCUGUUUCAUAAAACAGAAAAUGUCUGAAAUGUUUCGUUAGGGGAAUACAUAAACUAAGUACCAGUGUAUCUUCUGGAAGCUCAGCUCUUGGAGCUCCUUGGGAGAUUUUUUUGGCUUAAGUUCUCUUCAGAACUCAAAGUACACCAAAUUUAGCCUCUCAUCUCAGAAACCUUCCCAUACACUUAAAAAAGUUGUAGUGCUUAUGUGAAAACUGCGAUUAUGACACAUCUGAGUUGGUCUCCCUCGUUCCCCUUGAGUUCUGAAUUCCUCCUCUCCCUGCCCUAAUUAUAUCCUUAAAACAGAAAGUAUUGGAGGACUUGGGAAGAUGUUCCCAGCCCUGGAAGCAUCUCUCCCAGCAGAGAUUCUAGUUUGCCUCAUAAUUUAAACUAAACUGCCACAAGAGAUUUUUUUUUUUCUCUACUGCAUUUAAGCAAUCAAUAAUUGAGGAUGCUUGUACAGGAAAGCACCUUGUUUUUGUGGCUCAUGCUGUCUGUUCAUAUCUCUGUGCUCAUGUCUGUCUUGUGUGCAUGUAUAAAUUGGCUUGAUAUGUUUAUCCAUGUUGUUGUGUCCCUUACAGCUGCUGCUGGUGACAGACACACGCUGCCAUCGGAUUUGGUCGUGUCUCUCUGGAGAAUGGUGUCUUUGGCCUGGACAGCCCUUCCAGACUCUGCUGUUAUUUCCCCCCUCACUCUCCUUAUUUAACCCAAGAUUUCUUAUUUGUGUGUGUGCACAAAAAUAGCCCAGCAGAGUCUCUGCUCAUUUUUGUCUUCUGAUCCAUAUCUGGUUUUUUUGGUCUAAAUACAGCUUUCCAGGAGGAAUUUUAUUACAUCAGUACAGCUGUUGUGGAAGCAGAAGCUAUUGAAGCUUUUAAGAGCAGAAGGUGUGGAGUGAAUAAGUAUUCUUGGGUUGGUACUCCAAGUAUUCAGUGUUGCUCCUUUUGGAACCAAUGAUAAGGAGGCUGCUAUUUAAAAAUCUCCUUUCAGUGUAGUUACAGGAGUUUUCUGUGCCUCACUGUGCUCUGCUCCUGACUCCUGGUGCACCCACCAGGUUCUAGCUGGUACCAUCACAGGGAGCUCACUGGUUUCUUGAGGGCUCUCUCAAACAUAUUUCACACACGAUCUACUAUAUUUUGAGUUUUAAACCUUCUCCGUGUUUAAAUUGGUGACCUAGAAAAGCUUUUGAUCCAUUUGCAUCCCUGUGGCGUGGCAUUAAAGUUUUGCUCUGUAAGGUGCCCAAACUGGUUGAAAGGUGGUCGUGGGCUCCCCACCCUGCUGGCACAGCCCUGGGCUGGGCACUGUCCCUCUGUGCAGCACCAUCUCCUGACCCACAGGAAGCCCCGUGAUGCUGCAGAGAGUUUGCCAGUUAUUUCCAUUGCUGGCUUGACCAGGAGUGACUUUUUCGGGAAUAUAGUGGAGUUGUGAAGCUGUUACAUUGCUGGGUCUGAGUGAACCUGCAUUUUGGAAUACACCUGAGAUGGGGAAUAUAUGUAUAGAAAUGGAAAAUGUUUACAAAUGGCACUGAUAUUUCUGGAUAACAUAACUGUGUGAGCAGAAAAAUAACAUCUUUAGUCUGUCAACUCUGGGGUAAAAAGGGCUAAGACUCAUUAAAGACUGUUCUGACAAGGACUGGGAAGAUUGUAUUUUCUGACUUUUAAUUUUCCCAUGGAGAGCUGAGACAGUCUAGUGCUUAAAACAGAGCUGGGAUUACAUUUGAAUCCUCUUUCUCACCAAGUAAUUUAAUUCUGUUUCUUUUUGUGUUGUAUGAAAAUAACAUCACUUGGUGGCUUGAGCAGUUUGAAAUCCUUGUGUGGAAUUAUCUGAAGAACUGUAAACCGCUAUCUAUGGACCAAAAUCCCAACUCUAUCUGCUUGUGUCCUCAUCCAAGCUAGCAGCUCAAAUCCUUCUGUUUCUUGUCAGCUGAGACAAGAUACCCUGACAUUUAAAAGAUCUCCCCAGCCUGGAGAAUUGCCUCCUUUCUUUACUUAUUUUUAUUUUUAAGACGACUAGGAAGCACAUCUGAAAUUGAGUAAUAAACCUAUUUUUGCUCCUUUCAUUUUAAAACAGGCUAUUCUUAAAUUAUAAAAUCUCGUGUCAGAUACCCAAAUUGUGGUUAAGGGAGGAGGCGAAUGUGUCUGGCAUUUUCCAGCACACGCGUGGCCAUGUCUAACCUAAAAUGAGAGACGCGAGCCCCGAGAGGCGGUGGGAGAUGUCGGCGAGCAGCGGGCAGCGUGUCUGAGCCCAGCAGCUCGUGUCGGGUCUCCAGAGGUCAGACCACGGCGCUUGCUGUGUGUUUGUACAUCUCCCCUCCUCCCUUUUCUUUCUUUCCCCCUUUCCAUGUGUGUUUUGUCUCCUCCUCCCGUGCGUGCCUGUCUUUGCAUCCCCACUCUUCUCCCUCCCCUCCUCCGGAUCGAUCGCCGGCCGAGCUCUCCGAAGGGCCGGGCACUCGGUGGGCUCGUCCUUGCUCCCCGCUGUGUUUUGCCGAGUCAAGGGUAUCUCUGGAGCUCGGCGAGAUGCUGUUGGCGGCGAUGUGAUCGCAUAGCAACACAGCAGCCGGGGCGGUGGAGGAGGAGAGGCAGCGGUGCUGAGCCUCAGCAUGCAUCCCUGCCACAGGGACUCCUCUGCUGAUUCACACACAGCCCCGCUGCCCGCUGCUCCCGCGGCUCACACCUGGCGGACUCCGAAGGUGCUCCAUCCCCAUGACCAUCAGCUCUGAUGCAGCCCCUGGUGAUGCAGGAAUGGCUCCACGUCCUCCCGCCGUGCCCUGAGUGGCACAUCCCGGACCAGGCGCAGCCCAGCAGCCCUGCCCGCCCGCUGUCUCAGGUUGAAGCCUCACAGGAUGGUGCAGGACCUUCGUGUGUAACGCCCCGGGCUCCAAGCAGUGCUGCCGGGCCCCAGGCCCCUCUGGAGAUGAAUCUUUGCUGGAACGAGAUUAAAAAAAAAUCCCACAGCCUUCGGGCUCGGCUGGAGGCCUUCUCUGACCACAGUGGGAAGCUGCAGGUGCCUCUCCAGGAGAUCAUUGACUGGCUGGGGCAGAAGGAUGAGGAGCUGUCGGCACAGCUGCCCCUGCGGGGCGAUGUUCUCCUGGUGCAGCAGGAGAAGGAGACACACGCGGCUUUCAUGGAAGAGGUGAAAUCUCGGGGGCCAUACAUUUACUCUGUCCUGGAGUCAGCACAGGCUUUCCUUUCCCAGCACCCAUUUGAGGAAUUAGAAGAACCAACUUUGGAAAGCAAAGAUGUGUCUCCCCGGCACCGGAUCCAGAACAUCAGCCGCUUUGUCUGGAAGCAGGCCAACGUGGCCAGUGAGCUGUGGGAGAAGCUCACGGCGCGGUGUGUGGACCAGCACCGCCACAUUGAACGGACCCUGGAGCAGCUGCUGGAGAUUAAAGGGGCUAUGGAAGAGCUCAGCACGACCCUGGACCAGGCUGAAAGCGUGCGGGAGACCUGGGAACCCAUCGGGGACCUCUUCAUUGACUCCUUGCCAGAGCACAUCCAGUCCACCAAGCUGUUCAAAGAGGAGCUCUCCCCCAUGAAGGAUGGGGUGAAAGUGGUCAAUGAUCUUGCACACCAGCUUGCCAUCUCAGAUGUGCACCUGUGCAUGGAGAAUUCCCGUACCCUGGAGCAGAUCAACAGCCGCUGGAAACAGCUGCAGGCCUCCAUAAACGAACGCCUGAAGCAGCUCCAAGAUGCCCACCGGGACUUCGGACCGGGCUCCCAGCACUUCCUCUCCUCCUCUGUCCAGGUCCCCUGGGAGCGAGCCAUUUCCCCCAACAAAGUGCCAUACUACAUCAACCACCAGGCCCAGACAACGUGCUGGGACCACCCAAAGAUGACAGAGUUGUACCAGACGCUGGCGGACUUGAACAACAUCAAGUUCUCUGCGUAUCGGACGGCCAUGAAACUCCGGCGGGUGCAAAAAGCCCUUCGAUUGGACAUGGUCACCCUGGCCACGGCUUUGGAAAUCUUCAACGAGCACGACCUGCAGCCCAGCGACCGGGCGAUGGACGUGGUGGAGGUGAUCCACUGCCUGACCGCCCUCUACGAGCGGCUGGAGGAGGAGCGGGGCAUCCUGGUGAACGUGCCCCUCUGCGUGGACAUGAGCCUCAACUGGCUGCUGAACGUCUUUGACAGUGGCCGCAGUGGGAAGAUGAGGGCUCUCUCUUUCAAGACGGGCAUUGCGUGUCUGUGCGGGACAGAGGUCAAGGAGAAGUUCCAGUAUCUCUUCAGCCAGGUGGCAAACGCCGGGGGCCUGUGUGACCAGCGGCACCUGGGCGUCCUGCUCCACGAGGCCAUCCAGGUCCCGCGCCAGCUGGGGGAGGUGGCAGCGUUCGGGGGCAGCAACGUGGAGCCCAGCAUCCGCAGCUGCUUCCGCUUUAGUAAUGGGAAGUCUGCCAUUGAGGCAUCCCAGUUCCUGGAGUGGGCCAACCUGGAGCCACAGUCCAUGGUGUGGCUGGCGGUGCUGCACCGGGUGACCAUGGCCGAGCAGGUGAAGCACCAGACCAAGUGCUCCGUCUGCCGGCAGUGCCCCAUCAAGGGAUUCAGGUAUCGGAGCCUGAAGCAGUUCAAUGUGGAUAUCUGCCAGACCUGCUUCCUCACCGGGCGAGCCAGCAAAGGCAACAAGCUGCACUACCCCAUCAUGGAGUACUACACCCCGACCACAUCCAGCGAGAACAUGAGAGACUUUGCCACGACACUGAAGAACAAGUUUCGGUCCAAGCAGUACUUCAGCAAGCACCCCCAGAGAGGUUACCUGCCCGUCCAGUCUGUGCUCGAGGCCGACUUCUCUGAGACCCCAGCCUCCUCGCCGAUGUUACCGCAUGCCGACACACACUCCCGGAUCGAGCACUUUGCCAGCAGGCUUGCAGAGAUGGAAAGCCAGAACUGUUCCUUCUUCAGUGACAGCCUGUCCCCUGAUGACAGCCUGGAUGAGGACCAGUACCUGCUGCGCCAUUCCAGCCCCAUCACGGACAGAGAGCCUGGGGGCAGCCAGCAGGUUCCAGGAGGCCUCAACAUGGAUGACAAGGGAGAGCUGGAGAGAGUCCUGGCCCACUUGGAGGAUGAAAACAGGAUCCUCCAGGGAGAGCUGAGACGUUUGAAAUGGCAGCAUGAUGAGGCAGUGGAGUCUCCAACCUUGGCCACAGGCUCCCCUGAAUCGGUGCAAGACCCACGUAACGAGGAGCUCCUGGCAGAAGCGCGGAUCCUGCGGCAGCACAAGAGCCGCCUGGAGACGCGGAUGCAGAUCCUGGAGGACCACAACAAGCAGCUGGAGUCACAGCUGCACAGGCUGAGGGAGCUGCUGCUGCAGCCUCCAGCAGAGUCAGAAGGCAAUGGUUCAGCAGCCUCCUCCUUGGCUUCAUCUCCACAUCAGUCAGAAGGCAGCCAGGCAAAGGAGAAAGAGCACAACACCCCUGACACUGAAACUGCAGAUGAGGUGGAAGCCAAAACCCAGGAAGUCAGCAUGUGCCUGGAAGACAUAAUGGAGAAGCUGCGGAGCGCCUUCCCCACCUCCCGAGGUAUGACCUCCCUUAUCUAACAUCUCUUGUGAGCCAGAGGCUUUUCCUAACCAGCUACCUGGCUGCUUUCCUCCCCCUCUCUCCCUGCCAUGCUCCCUGUGCUGCAGCAGACCUCACACAGUCUCCCUCCGAGCUGGUGGUGCAGGAUGCUUGCCAGCUCCAGAAGAUCUCAGGGGAACAUAGGUCAUGCAGGAGUGGGACCGUGGGCUCCCCAGGAGGCUGGUUUGGGCACUGGGCCGCAGUGUCCCAGCCUGGGUGGGAUGGUUCAGAAGAAAGAACUGAAGCCAUGAAAACUGCCUGUCUCCCCUGGCACCCAGGGGCUGCUGCCCUUGCCUGUAGCCCUCGGGGGGAUGCAGAGCUCAGCAUCCCGCUCUUCAUUCGUGCCCAGGAGCCUCCAGGUCUAUGGGCACCAAAACACUCCUGGAGGCGCAGAAUUUUUAAAAUAACUCUUUAUGACAGUAACCAGCUGCCAGCCUUAUGGUUUGAACGCUGCCACCCAAGGCUCUGCAGCCAGCCAGGCACAUACCACCAGGAGAGAGUCUGUGAGGUUUAUGGAGUAGGGAUUGAGUCCAUGUUAGAGCUUCAGCCCAGCUAGUAGCCUUAUAUUGAGAGGGUCUUUGUAACAGAGCCUUAUUGUUUAAUUUGCAUAUAUUUCUAUAUAUUAUAUAUAUAUACAGUACUUAAAUACUCUCAUGGACUCACUCUAUUAAACUCUAAUACCUUAAGUGUAGCUGCCCUUCACUUUCAGAGCAGCCCAACUCCUGCUCCCAGGGGAACCAGCACCUUCCCUGUUGCUGCUGUUGCCUUGCAGGGCUGCUGUGAGGGAGCCCAGUGAGGGCUGGACCCACAGCAGUACUUCAUCCUGCCUGGUUUCCUGGGGAUCUGUGCCUUUGCCAGGGCAGAGUCCUGCACAGACCCAGCUCCGUGCCUGGGGAGCCUCAGUUCCUGCAGGGAGGGGUUUCUCCAGCCACGCUCCAGCCCUGAGGCCACCUUGGCCUGAUGCAAGCGCAGGGCAGCGUGGGCAGGCAGCAGGACAGGCAGGGCACCUCCCUGUGCCCCCAGCGAGCAGCUGCCCUGCUGCUGUGCCCAGCUUUGCGUUGGGCUGGGGGCUGGAGGCCCUCGCUGGGAGCGGGUCCUGUGGGGCAGGGCAGCCUGGGGGAGGUGGCUCCCGGUCCGCAGGGUCCCUCGGGCUGGCUGUCUUGUGCUGUGUUAUGUCGAGGAAGAGGCAGAGUCAGGUGCUGCAGGGUAGCCCAGAGCAGGGGCUGACGUGGCCCUGGUGCUCUGGAGCCACAGGUUGUGGAGAGAUGAGAGGCUUGAGCGCUCGGGGCAGGGCAGGGCUGCACACUGGGGUGAAACAUCCGAUUUAACGGGGCUUGCAAGGACAGAGCCGGGGCUGCUGCUGCUGGCUGGGACAGGGCACGGUGCUGAACUGUCCGGGGAGGUUGUGACCAGGGCAGGGGGUGAGGCCAGGGCUGUUGGCAGAGGUGAGGAGCAGUGCCCACCCCAAGGACGAGGUGGUGUGAGCCUUACAGCCAGGGCUAUUGAGCAUGUGGUGCUCCAGUGUCUGCUGGCAGCAGCGUGGGUGGCUGUCCUCGCUGUCCCCCGUGCUGGCCAGGUGAGUGGCAGGAGGGCAGUGUGGCGGAAUUAGGGUGGCUUUGGGCAUGCUGUGUCAGGCUGUGGGUGAGAGGGACCCCGGGCCAGCCUGUGAGACCCAGCUGGACCCCUCUGUUAUCCCAGGGGCAGGAUGGGAGCAGCGUGGGGAGCAGCAGAGUGAGGCUUGGCCUGAGGGUGUGGUCAGGAGUAUCCAGCCUUGGGGGACACUGGAGGAAGAAAAAAGGGCAGAAUUCUCUGGGACCAGAGCUGUUGGCCCCAGUGCUAGGUGUGGGGAGCAGAGGUGGCCAGGUUGGGUGCUCGGGCUGUGCUUGGGAGGCAGGAUGUGUCAGGGAGGGGAGCAGGCUGGCUAAUGCUCUGGUAACCAUGUACUGUGGUGCUGCUGUCCUCACUGCUUUUGUGGCAUCUCUGCUCUGGAAAGAGAAUAAAUUUGUAUUUAUACUGA